This is a messenger RNA of Teleopsis dalmanni, 1311 nucleotides long. RefSeq names its product zinc carboxypeptidase. The record is from RefSeq and is a predicted model, not a curated record. NCBI's taxonomy places the organism in Eukaryota, Metazoa, Arthropoda, Insecta, Diptera, Diopsidae. Gene Ontology annotation, molecular function: zinc ion binding; metallocarboxypeptidase activity. The transcript has 7 exons. Gene Ontology annotation, biological process: proteolysis. The coding region runs from base 1 to 1254 and encodes 417 amino acids.
AUGAAUCCUGUUAAAUGUCCUGUUCACUCAAGUCUGGCUUUGGGUGCUUCUCUUAAAAAGAAUAUAGUGCGUUAUGAUGACUUCAAGGUUUAUAAGAUUAAAAUUCAAAGUCCAGAACAGUAUGAAGAGAUCAGACAACUUGAAUCCAAAUAUAACUUAAAUUUUUGGAAUGAAGUACGUCGAUUGGAAGAUGAUUUUGAUAUUAUGGUUCCACCGCUUAUGCAGGAAAAAUUCGAAAACUAUAUGCUAGCAAAGAAUUAUAGCUACGGAGUUAAAAUUAAAAAUGUACAAAGCUUAAUCGAUGCUGGAAUUCCAUCUCAACGUUCAUCACGCAUGGAUUGGAAGCAAUAUAACACUUUGGAUGAAAUUAAUAUUUGGUUGGAUGAAAUUGCGGAUCGUUAUCCUGACAUAAUAACACCUUUCAGUAUUGGUAAUUCUCAUGAGGGACGCAAAAUUAAGGGUAUAAAAAUUUCCUAUAAACCUGGAAACAAAGCAAUUUUCAUAGAGUCAACCAUACAUGCCAGAGAGUGGAUAACAUCGGCUGCUAUAACAUAUGUGAUAGACGAGUUAUUGGUAUCAAGAAAUCCUGCUGUACGAGAUAUAGCGGAAAACUUAGAUUGGUACAUCAUACCAGUAUUGAAUGUCGAUGGUUUUGUGUAUUCACACGAAGUAAAUCGAAUGUGGCGUAAAUCACGUUUACUAUCAGAUCCAGCUGGUACAUGUUAUGGUACUGAUCUAAACCGUAAUUUUGACUUUUUAUGGAUGAGCGUUGGUGCAUCAGAUAACCCAUGUUCCGAAACUUAUGCUGGUCCUUAUGCUGAAUCGGAUGUUGAAAUUAAACAAAUGUUGCAGUACAUUAAUACAAGUAUACCCGAAGAUACAAUAAGAAUUUAUAUAUCAUUACAUUCGUAUGGUCAAUAUGUACUCUCACCCUGGGGUCAUACCGAAGACUUUCCGGAACACUACCCGGAGAUGAUGCAUGUAGCUAAGGGUUACGCCGAUGCGCUGUAUAGACGUUUUAAUACUGUAUUCACUUAUGGUUCGAGUUCAACAACUUUAUAUAAAGUUUCUGGUUCUGGUAAAGAGUGGGCAUACGGUGUUAAAGGUAUACCAAUUCCAUACACUAUCGAAUUACGUGAUAAAAGUGAAUAUGGAUUUUUAUUGCCACCAGAGUAUAUUAUACCCGUUGGUUCUGAAGUGCUCGAUGGUUUUGUAGGUAUGGUAGAUGCAGCUCGAGAAGUCAAUGUUAUAUAAGGAAAAUAUUUCGAAAUAAAAUAUAGACGAUUUUAAAUUUGCAAUUAAAAUGUUUUC